CCCCAACCCACCGCGCAGUAAAAGCCAGCCCCGCCCCGGCCCUGACGGUUUCAAGGCUGGUCUGGAAGCCGCCGCUACUGUGCUUGGGACGUCGCGUUAACCGCGUGUCUGUUGCAGAGACCAUGUCUGCCAACGGGGCAGAGGCUGAUGGCAGCACCCAGGUGACAGCGGAAGAACCGGUACAGCAGCCCAGUGUGGUGGACCGCGUGGCCAGCAUGCCUCUCAUCAGCUCCACCUGCGACAUGGUGUCCGCAGCCUACGCCUCCACCAAGGAGAGCUACCCUCAUGUCAAGACCGUCUGCGACGCAGCAGAGAAGGGAGUGAGGUCCCUCACGGCGGCGGCUGUCAGCGGGGCUCAGCCAAUCCUCUCCAAGCUGGAGCCUCAGAUUGCAUCAGCCAGCGAAUACGCCCACAGGGGGCUGGACAAGUUGGAGGAGAACCUCCCCAUCCUGCAGCAGCCCACGGAGAAGGUCCUGGCGGACACCAAGGAGCUUGUGUCGUCCAAGGUGUCAGGGGCCCGAGAGAUGGUGUCUAGCGCCAAGGACACUGUGGCCACACGAGUAUCGGAGGCGGUGGACGCGACCCGCGGUGCUGUGCAGAGCGGCGUGGACAAGACGAAGUCUGUAGUGACUGGCGGGGUCCAGUCGGUCAUGGGCUCCCGCGUGGGCCAGAUGGUGCUGAGUGGGGUCGACACGGUGCUGGGGAAGUCGGAGGAGUGGGUGGACAACCACCUGCCCCUCACGGACGCUGAGCUGGGUGAGUGUGGCCAGCCGGCUGCUCUGAGAACCCUCCCCGGGCCCCCUAACCGGAAGCCGCUGUUGGCUUCGUGGGGUCUGUCCCUCACUGCCACCUCGUCCCUGCCACCUCUUCCCAGCAUCUUGGAAUCUCAUCACCAACGCAGUCCCCUCUCUGUCCUGCUCACCAGCUCCCACCCCACCCUCCACAGUCUCCUUCCCACAGCAGCCACCAGAGGGCGUCUGUGAGCAUCUGAAUCAUAGCCCAUCCCUCCUCUGCCCACAGCCCUCCUCUGCCCACAGCCCUCCAUGGACCCCACCUCCCUUGGGGUCAAGGCCCAAGUCCUCGUCACAGCCAGCCCACAAGGUCCUGCACAACCUGCCCUGUCCUCUCCCCGCCCUCCUCCUCUUCCCUUUUCGCUCACUCCGUUCCUGCAUAAAUAUGUGACUAAACUUGAGAUCUGACUGAACCCUGGUGUUCCUGCCAGGCCAGACAUCCCACUCCAGUCACCUCGGUCAUAUACUUGCACUCCCUGCACUGUUU
This is a messenger RNA of Piliocolobus tephrosceles (Ugandan red Colobus), 1278 nucleotides long. RefSeq names its product perilipin 3 (gene PLIN3). The record is from RefSeq and is a predicted model, not a curated record. Gene Ontology annotation, biological process: lipid storage; positive regulation of triglyceride storage. The transcript is spliced from 5 exons. NCBI's taxonomy places the organism in Eukaryota, Metazoa, Chordata, Mammalia, Primates, Cercopithecidae. Gene Ontology annotation, cellular component: lipid droplet; cytosol. The coding region runs from base 123 to 983 and encodes 286 amino acids.